Messenger RNA from Aureobasidium melanogenum CBS 110374, 3210 nucleotides. RefSeq lists its product as uncharacterized. The transcript has a single exon. The record is from RefSeq and is a predicted model, not a curated record. Gene Ontology annotation, molecular function: protein binding. NCBI's taxonomy places the organism in Eukaryota, Fungi, Ascomycota, Dothideomycetes, Dothideales, Saccotheciaceae. Bases 1 to 3210 code for a protein of 1069 amino acids. Gene Ontology annotation, cellular component: nucleoplasm.
AUGAGCCACAGCACCCUCUCCGACAGCAACAACGCGCUUGUCCAGAAUGCGCCGCCUCUUGCAGCAACCAAGAGCACUGAACCCAUGCCUCUAGAAGGCCCAUCCGUCUCCUCGCCUCCUUCAGCCCCUUCAGUUCCACAGAAAGAUGCUCUCGAGUCCAAAAACAAUGAAGCCUUGGACGUCGAGAACGACUCCGAGGCUGAGACUUUGAUCGUGUCGCCCGUCAAGAAACGUGACAUGCUUAAGCAAUCGAAUUCUGCCCAAGCUCUAGAAAGUAUUGACGAGAUUCCUGAAAAGACCUCCGCUCAACCUGAAGAAACUCCAGCACAACCUGCUCGAGGAACUUCGACCGAGAGAGCCCAGACUAAUGGCGAUGAGCCACAGAAGACCGAGGAACCACUGGCCGAAAAGGUCAUCAAGCUGGACGAACAAGACACCAAUGCCAAUCGAGACAACCAGGACAGCGAUAGUGACAAUCUGAGCGACGUGUCCUCAGUGCAAUCAUUCGAGGACGAAAAUGGAAAUGAAAACGAAGCCAACAACAACGACAAUGACGAAGACGACGACGAAGACGAGGAUGCAAGGUCAUGGGCAUCUGACAAGGAUGAUGAGGAACGAGCAUCAAAUCCACGGAAACGCAAGCAUGCAGAUGUCGAUCAACCACGUCGGAAAAGGAGGUCUAGCCGAGAUCACUCGUCAUCACCGCAGUUGCGUAGACACCGGCGGACUGCCUCAGCGCAAUCAGCACGGCCCAGCCAGAGUCGGAGUAACAGCGGACAACAUUUACAUGCAGCCGGCGUGGCACGGCAACGACGCGCCGCUACUCAUUUUCCGGUCCGCGACAACAUGCUCGCGAGGAACGUCUGGGACUCGGACACUUCUUCUGAAACAUCACAUCAAUAUCCCAAAAGCAGACUCACGCGAAACACCAGCAGAGCCGUUUCAACACCUGGUCGACCAAUGGGUUUGGCAAAGCGGCACGUCAACAAAUACGGCUUCACUCGCUUGGCCGAAGCAUGCGAGAACGGCGAUCUUGACGGUGUCAAAGAGUGGCGCGAGAAAGACCCUGAGCAACUCGAACAGCGCGAAUUUGCAGGAAACACACCACUACAAGUCGCUUCCCUCAAUGGCUAUCCUGAGAUUGUGAGUUACUUGCUCGAGCAAGGCUGCAAUCCACAUUGCGCAAACGCGGACAAGGACACUCCUCUUAUCGAUGCGGUCGAAAAUGGUCACCUCGAUGUUGUUCAAAUCCUCCUUAAGGCUGGAAUCAACCCUCUUCACUGCAACCUGAAAGGCCAACAGGCGCUCGAUGUUAUUACCAAGGAGACCGACAAUGCUACGGAAAUUCGCGCUGCUCUUCGCGAGGCUAUCGAAGACUGGAAAAAGAAUGGCAGAUCCGAACAAACAUACAAUGUUGAGGAGCCCGCUUCACGGCCUGGACCAAAGCAAGGACUUCAAUUUCUUGCACGCACAUACGAAAACCUGCUCAAACUUGUUAGCGAGAAUGAUAGGACAGCCGUUCAAGAGUUCCUGGAUGCCCGAGUGCCUGUCGACAAUAACGUUGUAGCGGCAGCAGCAAAGACUGGCGACCUCUACCUAGUGAACAUGCUUCUCGCCGAGAUGACCCCUAAGAAGGCUCGUCAAAGGGCCGAUAGACCCAUGCUUUCUGUUAUCGGAACUUCUCACUUUGACAUGGUCAAGGCUCUCACUGAACUGGAUCAAUUCGAACCCACAUGGCGCUCUAAGAGUAGCAACCUGACGUGGUACGAGAUUGCCGAGUCCAAGCAGGGCCCGAGGUGGAGAGAGGAGAAAGCGCUAUUACAAAAGCUAUAUGAGAAGGCUGAGAAUGCUAGAAAACUCAGCUCAAGCCCGGUGGCUAGACGCGAGCCCACCAAGAAACGACGACGAAGUAUCGAACGCCAGCAUGACUCUGAUGUGGAGAUGGAAGAUGCCGAGUCACCUGAAAGAGCACGAAGCAGAAGACGAUUGGUUUCUAAGAAAGACAUGCGUACAGAAAGUAGACAACGAUCAUCUUCGGAGCUCUCCGACGUUGCACCACCUAGAAGACAUGGACAUGGCGAACGCUCUUCCGACCAAAACUCCCUCAAACCACCUGGACCACGAAAAGUAGGACGUCCAAGGAAGCACAGCAACUCUCACCUUUCAGAACCACAGCCCAAGCGACACCGUUCAUCCUCGAUGAUUGAGCCUACCGAAGAAGAUCGUGCCACAAACGACUCCGAAGACGACGAUGAGGAUAUAAAGAUGGAGGAAGCUGAUCGCGAGGCCGCAGAAGCAGAAGCCGCUCGCAAAGCCGAUCUCGACGCCAAGGCCGAUGCUCAGAGAUUGGCGGAAAAGCUGCGCAAAGAUGAGCAGGCUCGUAAAGAAGAGGAGGCUGCGAGACGCAAAGAAGCUGAGCGCAAGGCUGAGGAAAUACGUCAGCAACACGAACGAAAGAUGGCAGAAGAUCGUCGUCUGGAACGGGAGAGAAAGAUUCAAGCCCUUCCAAGUGCUUUGGGGCAUAUCGUCAGUCUGGCAGACGUUCGUGGAAAAGAGCGACAGACGUAUAUCCAAAGACACUUCCUUCCCGUUCAGGUUGUCAAGCGAGCAGAUCUGGGAGAUUUGCCGGAUGAGGGCAAGCCUGACGACCUAUGGAUGCUCAGUUAUCAGGCUGCUGCGAUUCUCACAGGCAAGGAUGCAGAUACUGUUCUGGAUCUUCCACUUGACGCGAAGGCAAAGCCAUCAUCGCUCGCUGCAGUUUCAACAUCUGAGGUGACUGAAGAACAGCGCCGACUGAUGCUGGCGUGUCUUCAGUCGACUAGCCUGGUACAUGGACUUCCUUCGAACGAAGACAGCGAACCAGCAGAAACAGGAAAUUUGUUGGCUGAGCUUGCAGAAGCCGAGAGGAUUCAGCAACGCAUCAAGGAAGACCGAGCCAAAUUCCUCAACAUGGCCGCUCUGAGAUGGAUGCGAUUCAGCGACUUCUACAACAUUGCAACAUCAGCCGAGUGUCCUCAUCUAGCCGGAUUGGACAUUCAGAUGAGGUUUGAUUGCUGUCUGGAUCCUGUUUCUUUCUCGACAGACGUCAAGACAACCAAUGGCACGAUUGAGCACGACAAGGAGCGAGUCAAUGGCACGAACGGCACUGAUGACAGGAGCCUUUCCGCGGCAGGACCCGGAGUUACGACGAUUACGGUUGUACAGGAUUGA